AUGUCAUCAUCAUCGAUGUUAACACCGACGGAGAAAUAUGCGGCGGGAGCUCUGUUCGGAUUGGCCCUUCACCAAGCUCAGGUAAUCCAAACCUGUCAAUUGAGCUCUCCCUCUGACAACGACGAUGAUGCCGGCCCAAUUCAAGACCGCGUCAGCAGUGCCAGCAGCAGUAGCGAUUCCGUCUCCGAUGAUCAACAGCUUUGGGUCAAUCCUACCUCUGACCUCCUCCGACCAGUAUUCAGGUAUCUGGAAAUAGACAGCAAAGCAUGGACGGGACUUGAGGAAACAUCAGCUUGUUCACCUGUAAAUCACCAUGUUGGAGCGUUUUUGAGGAUGCUCUCUGAGGAGACCGGGCGUGAUGGCUCCGAGGUGGCUGAUAUAGAGCUGGCUUUAUCAAAAAGUGUUGAUGCCAUGGCCUCAAGCAUGGAGAGUGAUACGGGCGAUCAUCAGUCUAAGAAGCUGAAGCAACAAGAGUAUGAGAGUGAAUGUCGUGAGAAGUAUUCAUCUAGUGACACGAAGGCGAAGCUGAAGUCCGAAGCUGGUGAAAGUCAAACAGAAACGCAUAAUAAACCCCCCACUGUUGAACAGCUUCAUAUAGAGUCUAGUGGUGACUUUAAUGAAAACAUUCAGAAGCCUGUGGAGGAGUUGACAAUGCUUGGUUACCCCAAGAAAGUGGCGGUUCUCUAUGAGCUUCUUACUGCUUGUUUAGCAAAUAAAUUUGAAGAUGAUAAGAAGACUAAAAGGCAAAGAAAGGGCUAUGAUGCCAGGCAUCGUGUAGCUUUGCGUCUACUAGCUACCUGGUUUGAUGUGAAGUGGAUUAAAAUGGAAGCAAUUGAAACUAUGGUUGCUUGUUCUGCCAUGGCUGUAUUGAAAGAGGAAGAAUCAAAAGAGGAGGCACAAUCUCCACAGAGUUCAUGGGCUAAAUGGAAACGAGGAGGUAUCAUUGGGGCAGCUGCAGUAGCUGGAGGGACAUUGAUGGCAAUCACUGGUGGUUUAGCGGCUCCAGCAAUUGCAGCGGGCUUCGGUGCUUUAGCCCCUACUUUGGGGACUCUCGUACCUGUGAUUGGAGCGAGUGGGUUUGCUGCAGUUGCAAGUGCUGCAGGAAGUGUGGCUGGAUCCGUUGCUGUUGCUGCAUCAUUUGGCGCUGCUGGAGCUGGACUUACGGGGACAAAAAUGGCCAGGAGAAUGGGAGACGUGGACGAAUUUGAGUUCAAAGGUAUCGGUGAAAACCAUAACCAAGGGCGACUGGCAGUGGAGAUCUUGAUAUCUGGAUUUGUGUUUGAGGAGAAAGAUUUUGUGAGACCUUGGGAAGGAGUGAAUGAUCACUUGGAAAGGUAUGCUUUGCAGUGGGAAUCCAAGAAUCUAAUUGCUGUUAGCACUGCAAUCCAGGACUGGCUCACUUCAAAACUUGCUACGGAAUUGAUGAAACAGGGGGCAAUGUUGACUGUGUUGAGCACGCUUGUAGCUGCAUUGGCUUGGCCAACAACUUUACUUUCUGCUACAAAUUUUAUUGAUAGCACAUGGACGAUUGCUGUAGACAGAUCUGAUAAGGCAGGGAUAUUACUUGCAGAAGUUCUGCUGAAGGGACUGCAAGGAAAUAGGCCUGUAACACUUGUUGGAUUUUCGCUUGGAGCAAGAGUUAUUUUUAAGUGCCUCCAAACCUUAGCUGAGAAGGAUAGUGCUGAUCUAGUCGAAAGAGUUGUUAUUCUCGGGUCCCCAAUUGCAAUUAAAGAUGAAAAUUGGGAGGCUGCUAGGAAGGUGGUAGCUGGUAGAUUUGUAAAUGUUUAUUCCACGAGUGACUGGAUGCUUGGUAUUGCAUUUCGUGCAAGCCUCCUGACACAAGGACUAGCAGGAAUUCAGCCAGUAGAUAUUCCCGGAAUCGAGAAUGUGGAUGCUACUGAACUAAUUGAGGGCCAUUCUGCUUACUUAUGGGCUGCACAACAAAUCUUAGAACAACUUGAACUAGAUACUUCCUAUCCAGUUUUGAAUCGUUCUGUUGUCCGAACAUAG
Molecule: messenger RNA, 2010 nt
Organism: Oldenlandia corymbosa var. corymbosa
Lineage: Eukaryota; Viridiplantae; Streptophyta; Magnoliopsida; Gentianales; Rubiaceae
Source: the annotation of a GenBank genome assembly